Molecule: messenger RNA, 159 nt
Organism: Plasmopara halstedii
Lineage: Eukaryota; Oomycota; Peronosporomycetes; Peronosporales; Peronosporaceae
Exons: 2
Coding region: 1-159 (52 amino acids)
Source: RefSeq, a predicted model, not a curated record
AUGAUGAAAUCUACGAUAGCAAUAGACCCUAUGCCUUUAAGCUUCGCUAUAAGUCUGAAGGAGAACAGCAAGCAACGGAUGAGCUCAAAUUUGCAGCAUCCUAUGCCUCGAUCAUUGACCAAUAAUGCUGCUAUGAAGACGCUUAAGAUCUAUGGGUAA